AUGGGAGAACCAUCAUCAACCGGUGAGAGGAAGAUAUUGCGCAAAAUAUUAGUAGAAGAAUGUACUGCAUCGGAAAACGGGUUCGUUAUAUGCGCGAUUGAUAGGAGCAAUUCGUGCAAGUACCGUCAAACUGCAAACAAAUUAGAUCCCGGAAACUUUAUUCGUCAUAUUCGGACGGAACACGCCGAGCUAGCGAUGGCUCGUGGAUUAUUUCGCGAAGAAAUGGAAGCAAUUGCCAAGAAGAGAAAAAUUUCCAAAAGGCUCAUUGCAAUUGAUCGACAAAUUUUUGUGGAAGCAAUGAUUAAGCUUAUAACUAUUCAUCACGUUCCUUUACAUUGCGUUGAUUGGGAAGGGUUCAAACUCCUCCUCGACCCUAUCAGUAAUUCACUUAAUGUUCGUAUGAACCGACCUAACCUCAUGCGACACUUGCUUGCUGCAGCUGAUAAGAUCCGUAACUCUAUUAAGAGUCUAGUCAAAGGAAAAUUGUUAUGCUUGAAAAUUGACAGUGCUACGCGCUAUGGACGUCACAUCCUCGGUGUGAAUAUUCAAUUGUUUGAUCCGGAAAAACAAGAAAUUGCUAUUUACACAAUCGGUAAUUUUAAUGUUAUCCUAAUUCUAAAUAGAAUAUGUCAUUAA
Molecule: messenger RNA, 636 nt
Organism: Ochlerotatus camptorhynchus
Lineage: Eukaryota; Metazoa; Arthropoda; Insecta; Diptera; Culicidae
Exons: 1
Coding region: 1-636 (211 amino acids)
Source: RefSeq, a predicted model, not a curated record